CCAUAAAAAAAAAAAAAAAGAGGACAAAAGGAUAAUUUUGCUGUCAAAAAAAGUUCAAGAGUUUGGAUAACGCAAAAAACGCACGGUUAAGGAUGAGUCACACCGUCGCCGUUGACCGUUGGGUUCUCAGUUCCGGCGCUUUCUACUUCACCUCCACUUCCAACUUCUACUUUCCCGCUAAAUUCGCUCCAACGCCCCAUUUUGGCGCCAACCCAAUUCGAGCUUCUGCCACCACCAACGGUUCAAAUGAAAGUGUAGUUUGCAAAUCGUUAAUAUGUGGAAGGAGAGCUUUACUAUCUUUAGCUACCUUGUCACUUGUUAUGCCGUGUGAUAGAGUUAACAAUAGUUCUGCUGCCAUUGCCGCUGAGGAGAGUUUAAGCUUUAGGGAGGAGAUCAGGAAGGUCUUAUCCAAGGGCAAGGCUGCUGGUGUACUUCGCCUUGUAUUCCAUGAUGCAGGAACUUUUGAAAUUGAUGACAAAAUUGGGGGUAUGAAUGGCUCUAUAGUUCUUGAACUCGACAGACCUGAAAACAAAGGCCUUAAGAAAUCUGUAAAGAUUCUGGAGAAAGCAAAGAGUCAAAUAGAUGUUGUGCAACCAGUCUCGUGGGCUGAUAUAAUAGCUUUGGCUGGAGCAGAAGCUGUUUCAUUAUGUGGUGGACCUAGCAUCCCGAUUCAGCUGGGCAGAAUUGAUUCAAUGGUGCCUGAUCCUGAAGGAAAACUUCCUGAAGAAUCACUAGAUGCCACUAGCUUGAAGCAAUGUUUUGAAAGAAAAGGCUUCUCAACUCAGGAACUUGUUGCCUUGUCUGGCGCGCAUACUCUAGGAAGUAAAGGGUUUGGGAAUCCAGUUGUCUUUGAUAAUGCAUACUUCAAGAUACUCAUGGAAAAGCCAUGGUUAUCCUCAGCUGGCAUGACUAGUAUGGUUGGCCUUCCUUCUGAUAGGGCACUUGUUGAAGAUGAUGAAUGUGUAAGAUGGAUCUCAAAGUACGCUGAGGAUCAGAGUUUAUUUUUUGAAGAUUUCAAGAAUGCCUAUACCAAACUUGUUGACACUGGUGCAACUUGGAAAAAAUCGUUGUAGUCCUCAAAAUUAAUCAGCGAUACCUCGUCAUAGCCAGCAAGCUGUUUUAGCAUAUACAAGAUUCCAUGCCCCAACAACAAAUGCAGUCACUGCCAAUUUUUGUUUGCA
Nicotiana attenuata is the source of this 1181-nucleotide messenger RNA. RefSeq names its product putative L-ascorbate peroxidase 6. The transcript has 10 exons. Gene Ontology annotation, biological process: cellular response to oxidative stress; hydrogen peroxide catabolic process; response to reactive oxygen species. The record is from RefSeq and is a predicted model, not a curated record. Lineage: Eukaryota; Viridiplantae; Streptophyta; Magnoliopsida; Solanales; Solanaceae. Gene Ontology annotation, molecular function: heme binding; peroxidase activity. The coding region runs from base 93 to 1073 and encodes 326 amino acids.